Molecule: messenger RNA, 2025 nt
Organism: Chrysochloris asiatica (Cape golden mole)
Lineage: Eukaryota; Metazoa; Chordata; Mammalia; Afrosoricida; Chrysochloridae
Product: protocadherin-16-like
Exons: 2
Coding region: 1-2025 (674 amino acids)
Biological process (GO): homophilic cell-cell adhesion
Cellular component (GO): plasma membrane
Molecular function (GO): cysteine-type endopeptidase activity; calcium ion binding
Source: RefSeq, a predicted model, not a curated record
AUGAACCCUUCUGGGCGGAGGAUGGACGAAGGGCGUCAGCAGCAGGGGGCUGCCUCCGGGAAGCGCCUCCUGCUCCCCGGGAAGAGAGGGUCACCCGGCAGGAGGUCGUGCGGCGUUGGCGCUGGGGCGCAGAGCACCCUGCUGAGGCUCUUCCUGUACGCUGGGCUGUGGAUGGCCUCGGGCUCAUCUGCCCAGGUGUUCAACCUUAGUCUUUUCGUGGACGAGGGGCUUCCUCCAGACACGCUGGUAGGCGACAUCCGCGCAGGCCUGCCAGUCUCAGAGCAACAGGAGGGGGGCGGUUUCUUUCUGUCUGAGGACUCAGAGGACUCCCCGUUGCUGGACGACUUUCACGUGCACCCGGACACCGGCAUCAUCCGAACAGCGCGGUGCCUGGACCGCGAGCUGCGGGACCACUACAGUUUCGUGGCCGCCACGCUGCUGGGCACGGUGGUGCAGGUGGAGAUCCGUGUCAACGACGUGAACGAUCACUCGCCCCGUUUCCCCCGCGACUCCCUGCAGCUCGACGUAUCCGAGCUUAGCCCACCAGGUACCGCCUUACGCCUGCCAGGUGCCCGUGACCCCGACGCAGGGCUGUUCAGCAUACAGGGCUAUACACUGUUGCAACGGACAGACCUUCCCGGAGACUCCACAGGACCGUACUUUCAGCUGCGCUACGGGACCCCAGGGCUACCGCCGCCUACCCUGCUGGAGCCCCUGGACCUGGUGCUGUUGAGGCGCUUGGACAGAGAGAAGGUGGCGGCGCACGAGCUGCAGAUCGAGGCUUGGGACGGCGGCCACCCGCGGCGCACCGGCAGUCUGCGGGUGGAGCUACGCGUACUGGAUGAGAAUGACAACCCGCCAGUUUUCGAACAAGGAGAGUACCAAGCCACCGUGCGCGAGGACGCCCCUCCGGGCGCCGAGGUUUGCCACGUGCGAGCCACCGAUCGCGACUUGGGACCCAACGGCCACGUGCGCUACCGCCUUCGCUCCCGCCAGGCAUCCGGGGCCGACGGCGAGCCCCUGGGCGACACGGCCUAUUUCACAGUGGAAGAGCUGAGCGGCGUGGUGCGAGUGCGGAGGCCGCUAGAUCGCGAGACACAGGCCUGGCACCAGCUGGUGGUGGAGGCCAGAGAUGGAGGCGCGGAGCCUGAGGUCGCCACCGUGCGGGUGUCUAUCUCUGUGCUGGACGUGAAUGACAACCGCCCUGCCAUUCACCUGCUCUUCCUCACCGAAGGCGGUGUCGCCCGCGUCUCCGAAGGUGCCAGGCCCGGCGACUAUGUGGCUCGCAUCUCGGUGUCCGACGCGGACGGCGACCCGGAGAAGGAAGAGGAGGACGCUAAGGAGCUUGUUGUCGGACUGAGAGGAGGUGACAUCUCUCUGUCCUUGGAGGGCAGUGAGGGACCCUUUGAGUUGCGACCUGGAGGCUCCCCUGGGGUAUUUUUUCUUUGCGUCCAGGGGCCCCUGGACAGGGAGAACCGCGACCUAUAUGAGUUGAGAUUAAUGGCCACAGACUCAGGGUCCCCUCCACUAACCACUGAAGAGAUCCUGCUGCUCCGGGUUGCGGACAUCAACGACCAGCCGCCACUGUUUAGCCAGGAGCACUACCAGGCCUCAGUUUCUGAGGCCGCGGUCCCUGGCACUGCAAUCUUGUGGGUCAGAGCCUCCGAUGGAGACGAACCUGGCACCGACAGCGCCCGGCUGCGCUAUGCGUUGGUGGAACCUCUGGCUCACUGCAUUCCAGAGACUUUGUCGCCCACCCUAGGGUGCGGAUCAUACUUCACCAUUGAUCCUGAGACCGGUGUGAUCAGCACCCUAAGGACUCUAGACAGGGAGGUUCAGGAGAUGGUGGAGUUGACAGUGGUGGCUCAGGACCUCGGAGAGCCCCCUCUCUCUGCCACAUGCCUAGUGAGCAUCACUGUGGAUGAUGUGAAUGACAACGAGCCUGUCUUCCGGAGGCAGGUAUACAAUGCCACCCUUGAGGAACAUACCCCAGUCGGACACUGCUUUCUGCAGGCAUUGUAUUGA